AUGAUGGGCUUCCUACGCCGGACGUUCAGCCACCGCUCGCGCAGACGGUUUCAGACAGCGGACGAACGGGACGGGAAAGGAAGAGGGGGAACCGCGAACCCCGCGCUCCUCGCGCACCAGCAGCAGGUCGUCCACGCGCCUGCUGUGGUGACUGGGGGAGCGGCCGUGCACAUCCCAGCUGCUGGGACCGACAAGGAUGCGAUCACCUGCCGCGUGCUGCUGCUGGAUGGGUCGGACGUUAACGUGGAUAUACCAAAAAGGUCAAAGGGCCAGGAGCUGUUUGACCAGAUCAGGUAUCAUCUGGACCUGGUGGAGGCUGACUACUUUGGACUGCAGUUCAUGGACCCAGAACAAGUCUCACACUGGCUGGAUGUGUCCAAGCCCAUAAAGAAACAGAUCAGAGAUGGUCCUCCAUACAGACUGUUCUUCAGGGUGAAGUUCUACUCCUCAGAGCCCAAUAACCUACAUGAGGAGUUCACCAGGUACCUGUUUGUGCUGCAGCUUCGACAAGACAUUCUGUCCGGCAAGUUGAAGUGUCCAUAUGAUGUCUCAGUAGACCUGGGGGCCUACUGCUUACAGAGUGAGCUGGGGGACUGUGACCCUCUAGAGCAUUCUCCUGAGCUGGUGUCAGAGUUCCGCUUCACACCCAAACAGAGUGAGACCAUGGAGGCAGACAUCUUUAACAAGUGGGUGGACCUAAGGGGUAAGGAUCCAUCCCAGGCAGAGACAAACUUCCUCAACAAGUGUAAAUGGCUGGAGCUGUACGGAGUGGACAUGCACUUUGUCAAGGGAAGGGACGGAGCGGAGUACGCUCUGGGUCUCACUCCCACUGGCAUCCUGGUGUUUGAGGGCUCCACCAAGAUAGGCCUCUUCUUCUGGCCCAAGAUCACCCGCCUGGAUUUCAAAAAGAGUCGACUCACCCUAGUGGUGACGGAGGACGAUGAUCAGGGGCGGGAGCAAGAGCACACAUUUGUGUUCCAGUUGGACAGUUCGAAGACGUGUAAACACUUGUGGAAAUGUGCUGUGGAGAGCCACGCCUUCUUCCGGCUGCGCCAGCCCACUGCUGGGAAGGCCUCCAGCAGUGACUUCACACGCCUUGGAUCACGCUUCAGGUUCAGUGGAAAGACUGAGUACCAGGCGACCCACGGAGGGAGGCUGAGGAGGGCCAGUACGUUUGAGAGGCGACCCAGCAAGAGAUACCCCUCCCGCACUCACUCACUGGGUGGCAAGGCCCUCUCUCCAGCCAAACCACCACAUAUCAGGUGGGUCCCUGAGAGCACAGGACAACCAAGCAUGUACAGAGCCCUUAGAAACGCCCACACCAGCCACGAACCUAGUCUACACCCGUACCAGCGUAACUUUCCUAUAGCCCAUGAGCCUUGGCACCCAGCCCUCACACCCCCCAUCUACCUACAACACUCAGGACACACAUCCCCGCACAGUUUCCCUCUGAGUGGUCCUGUCCUGGGAGGGGAGCAGCAGUUCAGUGUUGAGGAGAACGAGACGCCGUACUCUGGAAGCAUACACCAUCGCCACCGCAGACACACACACUACGACAACAGCCAGGAGACUUACUGUCACACACACAGCAAGAACAAACACAGAGCCCCUCCCUGUCCUGUAGAUGAGUUGGAGCUCUGUCUGCUCAACCCCCUGGAGACAGACAGCAACACCUCUCCCUGGCCUUCACUACAUGUCAACAUGGACAACAAGGCAGAGGAGAAGCAGUUGUCUGAGAAGUCUCUCCAGCCCUCUUCUCCCCGCAGCCCUCCAGACCAUCUCAAGUGUAACAUCUUCAAAGCUCAGAUGGAGGCUGUCUUUAGAGAUGCUCCGCUGAUGCCCAGAGGGAAGACCUGUAGUCAGGAGAUAAAUGACAGGUAUCAGAGCUCCAGUCAGGACUCCAGAGACUCUGCCACUUCCAGUCUGACCACAGAGAAAACAUCCCUCCGCCCCGACCACAACUCAACCACAGACAGACCCGCCAAGUCGAACCCUAACACCAACCGCAGGAAAAGACUGGUCAGGCAGUUCAGCUUUAACCAUGAGGAUGAGGAUAAUCUCCCAGAGGCCCUUGCAGCGAUCUCUUCCCGGAGCACUGGGAAGUGUGGAUCUAACAACUCACUGGACAACCAGACACAACCCUCCAUAUACCCUCAGGAAACAAACACACAGAUGGACAUGCCGAUACUGGAGCUGAGGAGUCCAUGCUGUGAGCGUUCUGCCUCUCCCCACCUCUCCCCUUCCUACUACCACACCUCCAUCCCUCCCCUGGUACCCUGCCUCGCCUCUCACACCAACAGCGGGGAAGAGAUGAGGUUGGGCAGAGAGAAGAUUCUCAGGGCUCUCCUGAUGACGGAGCUCUGAGUCCGUGACCCUUGUGACAUCAUGGAUGCCUCAUGGACCCGGUGUGAGACGACCUUCAGGAGUCCCACGUCCACUGGCUGCACUCAGCAGUCUGCAUUUACUGUACAUAAUGCAGUCAACCUUUCUAGAUUUGCAUACAAAAGACUUUACUGAAGUGUUAUUUUAAAGGGAACAAGUUUUAUUUCUACCCACACUACACACCCUGUAAUAACAUGUUCCCACACUACACACCCUGUAAUAACAUGUUCCCACACUACACACCCUGUAAUAACAUGUUCCCACACUACACACCCUGUAAUAACAUGUUCCCACACUACACACCCUGUAAUAACAUGCUCCCACACUACACACCCUGUAAUGACAUGUUCCCACACUACACACCCUGUAAUAACAUGUUCCCACACUGCACACCCUGUAAUAACAUGCUCCCACACUACACACCCUGUAAUAACAUGUUCCCACACUACACACCCUGUAAUAACAUGUUCCCACACUACACACCCUGUAAUAACAUGUUCCCACACUACACACCCUGUAAUAACAUGUUCCCACACUACACACCCUGUAAUAACAUGUUCCCACACUACACACCCUGUAAUAACAUGUUCCCACACUACACACCCUGUAAUAACAUGUUCCCACACUACACACCCUGUAAUAACAUGUUCCCACACUACACACCCUGUAAUAACAUGUUCCCACACUGCACACCCUGUAAUAACAUGCUCCCACACUACACACCCUGUAAUAACAUGGUCCCACACUACACACCCUGUAAUAACAUGGUCCCACACUACACACCCUGUAAUAACAUGCUCCCACACUACACACCCUGUAAUAACAUGGUCCCACACUACACACCCUGUAAUAACAUGGUCCCACACUACACACCCUGUAAUAACAUGGUCCCACACUACACACCCUGUAAUAACAUGGUCCCACACUACACACCCUGUAAUAACAUGUUCCCACACUACACACCCUGUAAUAACAUGUUCCCACACUACACACCCUGUAAUAACAUGUUCCCACACUACACACCCUGUAAUAACAUGUUCCCACACUACACACCCUGUAAUAACAUGUUCCCACACUGCACACCCUGUAAUAACAUGCUCCCACACUACACACCCUGUAAUAACAUGUUCCCACACUACACACCCUGUAAUAACAUGUUCCCACACUACACACCCUGUAAUAACAUGUUCCCACACUACACACCCUGUAACAACAUGCUCCCACACUACACACCCUGUAAUAACAUGUUCCCACACUACACACCCUGUAAUAACAUGUUCCCACACUACACACCCUGUAAUAACAUGCUCCCACACUACACACCCUGUAAUAACAUGUUCCCACACUACACACCCUGUAAUAACAUGUUCCCACACUGCACACCCUGUAAUAACAUGUUCCCACACUACACACCCUGUAAUAACAUGUUCCCACACUGCACACCCAGUAACAACAUGCUCCCACACUGCACACCCUGUAACAACAUGCUCCCACACUGCACACCCUGUAAUAACAUGUUCCCACACUACACACCCUGUAAUAACAUGCUCCGAGAGAUUCACAUAUCCCUGCAGACACAGACUGACAAGCAGGCAGACAGAGGGACGGGUGACGAUGAAAGAUGAAUGCUAAAGUAGUAAGGUUACUGCUGGGAAUCCUACACAAUCAAAGCCCUAACUGUUUAAAUGAUGACACAAACAAUUUGUCAUGACUUAUUGUAUUGUCAUGUUGAUCUGCUCUAAUGAAACUGCUAGAUGCUGGUAACUGUUCCCAGGUGAAAAUCUGCAGAGCUGCAGUCCUGGUCUUGUCCUGUAGAUGGAGACACACCCAAACAGACUGCAGCUUGAAUCAGUUGUAGUUGCCAAUAACCACUACCCGGAUCAGGCCUUUUUACAUCCUCCCUAUGGUUAAUCUUAGAAUUAAUCUGAUCCUAGGCCUGUGGUUACAUGGAACUAACUGGAGAGUUUGAGUCAGAGCUCAGGUUACAGCCCUGCCAUGUUUCUGUGCAGUUCCUUAUUGCUGUUCUUGUCUAUGUUCUAUACCCCUGUGUUUAACCUGAAUAAAGACAACGUGUUAACUUUAACAAA
Salvelinus fontinalis (brook trout) is the source of this 4469-nucleotide messenger RNA. Its product is annotated as band 4.1-like protein 4B. NCBI's taxonomy places the organism in Eukaryota, Metazoa, Chordata, Actinopteri, Salmoniformes, Salmonidae. The transcript has 23 exons. Gene Ontology annotation, cellular component: cytoskeleton. Bases 1 to 2364 code for a protein of 787 amino acids. Gene Ontology annotation, molecular function: cytoskeletal protein binding. The record is from RefSeq and is a predicted model, not a curated record.